AUGCCCAACACUGAGAGUGCUACUUUUGCUGCCGGUUGCUUCUGGGGUGUCGAGAAGGUAUUUAAGAAAGAGUUUAAGGAUGCGGGGAUCGAGACACGAGUUGGAUACACUGGAGGGGAUGUGCCAAAUCCUACUUAUAAACAGGUCUGUAGUGGCACCACUCAACAUGCUGAGAGCAUUCAAAUCAAGUUCGAUCCCGAGAAGGUUUCAUAUGCAACACUAGUCGAACACUUCUAUAAGACUCAUGAUCCAACCACCAAAUAUCGGCAAGGAAAUGAUAUUGGUUCUCAAUAUCGAUCGGCAAUAUUUUACCACUCACAAGAACAGAAGCAGAUCGCCGAGCAAGUGACAGAACAAGUGCGAGAGAGAGCUUUGAGUGAUAAGAGUCUUUAUCAAAAUAGUAACAUCGAAACUGAGAUAGUCGCGGCUGGUGUGUUCUACGACGCCGAAGACUAUCACCAGAAUUAUUUGGUGAGCAUUAAUGUUUAA
Paraglomus brasilianum is the source of this 489-nucleotide messenger RNA. NCBI's taxonomy places the organism in Eukaryota, Fungi, Glomeromycota, Glomeromycetes, Paraglomerales, Paraglomeraceae. The record is from the annotation of a GenBank genome assembly.